AUGUCGGCCACACUCAUUAACAUCGACGACCCCGACGCGCUCGAGCCGACGCUGCAGUCGAUCCUGGAUCAGCGGUCGCUGCGCUGGAUCUUUGUUGGCGGCAAGGGCGGCGUGGGCAAGACGACGACAUCGUGUAGUCUCGCUAUCCAGCUGGCCAAGGUGCGCCGGUCGGUGCUUCUGAUUUCGACAGACCCCGCCCAUAACCUUAGCGAUGCCUUCAGUCAAAAGUUCGGCAAGGAGGCGCGCCUAAUCGACGGCUUCGAAAAUCUCAGUGCUAUGGAGAUCGACCCUAACGGCAGCAUCCAGGAUCUGCUCGCUGGUCAGGGCGAGACAGACAGCGGCGAGAUGGGCGGCAUGGGCAGCAUGAUGCAGGACCUGGCUUUCGCGAUACCCGGUAUCGACGAGGCCAUGUCGUUCGCCGAGGUUCUGAAGCAGGUCAAGUCGCUGUCGUACGAGACCAUCAUCUUCGACACGGCGCCGACGGGCCACACGCUGCGGUUCCUGCAAUUCCCGUCGGUGCUGGAGAAGGCGCUGGCCAAGGUAUCGCAGCUGUCGACGCAGUACGGCCCGCUGCUGAACGGGUUCCUGGGCGGCAACGGCGCGCUUCCCAACGGGCAGAGCCUGCCCGAGAUGAUGGAGAAGCUCGAGGCGCUGCGCGCCACCAUCUCCGAGGUCAACACGCAGUUCAAGGACGAACGCCUGACCACGUUCGUGUGCGUGUGCAUCCCCGAGUUCCUGUCGCUGUACGAGACGGAACGCAUGAUCCAGGAGCUGGCCAGCUACGGCAUCGACACGCACAGCAUCGUCGUCAACCAGCUGCUCUUCCCCAAGGCCGGCUCCGACUGCGAGCAGUGCACCGCCCGCCGCCGCAUGCAGAAGAAGUACCUCGACCAGAUCGAGGAGCUGUACGACGAAUUCAACGUGGUCAAAAUGCCGCUGCUCGUCGAGGAGGUGCGCGGCAAGGAGAGGCUGGAAAAUUUUAGCGAGAUGCUCGUCAAGCCCUUCGUGCCCCCUUCGUGA
Molecule: messenger RNA, 1020 nt
Organism: Lasiosphaeria miniovina
Lineage: Eukaryota; Fungi; Ascomycota; Sordariomycetes; Sordariales; Lasiosphaeriaceae
Product: arsenite translocating ATPase-like protein
Exons: 2
Coding region: 1-1020 (339 amino acids)
Biological process (GO): post-translational protein targeting to endoplasmic reticulum membrane
Cellular component (GO): GET complex
Molecular function (GO): ATP hydrolysis activity; ATP binding
Source: RefSeq, a predicted model, not a curated record